Messenger RNA from Penicillium egyptiacum, 810 nucleotides. The record is from the annotation of a GenBank genome assembly. NCBI's taxonomy places the organism in Eukaryota, Fungi, Ascomycota, Eurotiomycetes, Eurotiales, Aspergillaceae.
AUGACGACUCCGGCAGAACGGCUUCAGACCCCCGAGGGUCGGUCUCGCCUGAUCAAACACUUCGAACAAAGUUCGAUCGAGAAGCACAAUGAUGCGUGGAACGACCUAUGGGAGACUGGUAGCAGUAACAUGUGGGACAGGGGGAAGCCCUCACCCGCCUUAAUUGACCUUCUGGAGCAGAGAGAGGACAUAUUGAGCCCAAUUGCAGCUAACGGCCAGAGGAAGAAGAUUCUCGUACCCGGAUGCGGAAAAGGCUACGAUGUGGUCAUGCUUGCUCUGCAUGGAUUCGAUGCCGUUGGGCUCGAGAUCUCAUCCAAGGGAGUUUCUACUGCAGAGGAGUAUGCACACAAAGAGCUCCAAACGCCACAAGCAUACAAUUUUGGGCCUGCUUGGGCUAAUAAGUUUGGAAGAGGCUCGGUAUCUUUCAUCCAGGGUGAUUUCUUCCAAUCUGACUGCACCAAAGGGGAGAAGUUUGACUUAAUUUAUGACUACACUUUCCUUUGUGCUCUUCAUCCGGAAAUGCGUGCUCAGUGGGCCUCACGUAUGGCCGACCUGUUGUUUUCGGGUGGCCUUCUGGUUUGUCUGGAGUUUCCUCUCUUCAAAGAACUCAGUCAUCCAGGCCCACCAUGGCCCUUGCAAGGUGUCCACUCGGACUUACUGGCUGAGGGCGGUGAUGGAAUCCUGUAUCCUCCUAAACCACCCCAGCAGGCGGGAACAGGUUCUUUCGAGAGGAAGUGGUAUAUCAAGCCCGAGAGAUCCUACGAGAGUGGACAAGGAGCCGAUAUGUUGAGCAUCUACGCAAGAAAAUAA